This is a messenger RNA of Exaiptasia diaphana, 4877 nucleotides long. Its product is annotated as protein fantom-like. Gene Ontology annotation, cellular component: ciliary transition zone. The transcript is spliced from 40 exons. Gene Ontology annotation, biological process: non-motile cilium assembly. NCBI's taxonomy places the organism in Eukaryota, Metazoa, Cnidaria, Anthozoa, Actiniaria, Aiptasiidae. The record is from RefSeq and is a predicted model, not a curated record.
UUUGUGAAGGAAAUUUCUAACAUCCUUAACUUUUAGAGCUGUUUUCUUAGAGUUUCUGUUAAAAUAUGACGCACGUAUACUUUAAAAUGGUUUAGAUAUUCUCUAAAGACUGAACGCAGUUAUUUGUUUUUAUAUUCUCCAAUCUUUGGUGUGUUUUCCUGAGGUGUUCUUGUUGUCAUUGACCACCGUAACUCGUUGCUAGUGAGUGGCAGUUAUGCUAACUCAAGAUUCUCGACAGAUGUGGUUUUAGUUUGGAAUGCCAUCGUCGCUUACAAUGGAUCUCGGUUCUCCCGAUCAGUUUGACGAUGGAGAAGGAAAGCCRUUCAGUGAAGUCCAUGMCAGACAGUUGAUCUCUAAGAUUAGCAGAGAGGAAUUGGAGGAUAAGUUCUUAAGAUUGCAAGAAGAUAACACUGAACUGAAGAAGUAUGCAAGGAAACAAGAAGAGAAAAUUAAGAAGAUGGCCACAAAGCUUCUUCGACUGGUGGCUGAUAAAAAGAAAAGAGAAAACAUACAUGGAGGCUCAAGUGGGAAAGACGUUGAAUUGCAAGAAAAGAUGGCUGACCUAAAUGAAAAGAUAAUGGAAUUAGAAAAACAAAAUGCAAAUCUUAAAAGCAAGCUAUCCAUUGCUAAGCAGCAGUUACAAACCCAGGGAAAACGUUCAACCCCCUAUGACCAUGUCAAACCUAGAAUCAACACUGGAAUUCAUGGCAGAUCUCCAUCAGGAAACAGAUUAAAGAAGAAUCUUAGAGUACAAGGUYAUGACAUAAGGCCAGGGUCUCGUGUUACACCAGUAUCAACACCAGUCCUGCCACAACCAAGAUAUGGUCACAGCUUACUUGAGGAAGCAAGGCUUGAGAAACGAGAACUGGAAGACUUCAUUGCACAGCUUCAAGAUGAACUGCAGCUUCUUGAAGAAGACAAAAGACAGCUUCAGCUAUUGAUAGAAGAGAAAGAACAGGAACAUGAGGAAGAACUGAGGCUUGCAAGGGAUCAGUUAACAGGAGUGCAAAGAGCUAAUCUUCAAGAAAAUGUUGAUAUGAUCAAACUCCAACGUGAUKUCAAAGACAAGUCUACAAAGCUGCAAGCUUUGCAAGCCAAAUACACUACCUUGGAUGAAAAUUUGUCAAAAGUAAAGCAGAGUCAUUCYCAGCUUUUAGAGGAAAUGGAUAAACUCAACACAAAACUGAAAGAGGAACAGACUAAAAAUCUAAUGCUGUCAAAUGACAUCAAGACGUCUGGAGUUGCUUCUAAAUCCAUUGCAGAACAAGUUCAACUGAUUUCUGAUCUCAAAGCUGAAAAUGAAAUACUCAAAGAGGCAAAUGAAAAGCUAGUGAGCAGUGCUUUUGAUGUGGAUAGAGAAAGACAACACAGAAGCAAACAAAGACAACUUGAGGUCGAGUUAGAACAGCACAAAGCAACAAUUAAUUCUGAUUUAAUGGAGAGGAAUGAAAUACUGGACAAGCUCACGACAGAGAGAGAAACUGCAGAAAAGAUCCAAGAAGAACUUCGUGAACUAAGAGUUCAGCAUUUUACCCUAAAAGAGCAGCAUGAUACAUUGAAAGAAAAAAUGAAGUUCUUUACUCGGGAGAGUGCUGUCGACUUCCAGGAAAUCGAGGAAGCUUUAGUUUUAAUCAAACAAAGAAAAGAAAGAGGAAGCCAGGAUCUGGAUUUCCUUGAAAAAGUAGACGAUGAACUGGAAAAAGAUUUAAAAAAGCAACACACUGAGCUUCAGGCAUCACAUGCAGACACAAUCAAUGAACUCGAAAAAACACGAAAUAUGCUGAUAAUACAACACAAGAUCAAUAAAGACUACAAGACAGAGGUGGAUAGAGUUACAAAGAAAAUGCUGGAAGACAAAAAAGAAUUUGAUCUAAAGAUGCAAGAAUACGCACAGCUGUUAGACAUACGGGCUGACAGAAUYAGGAAACUUGAAGCUCAAAUGCGUGACAUUGCAUACGGAACUAAAAAGUACAAGACCCUCGCAUCUGAGGAUUCUGAGUAUGACGAGAUGGACAGCACGCUAGAACUAGAGAGAGGACAAAACGUUUUUGAGAUACAUAUUGAAAGAGUGUCUUUGAGUGACGCGUCAUCGCAUGAGUUUGGUGACGCAGAACCUGUAACCUUUGUUACAUAUGAGUUCUUCGAACACGAGUUACAAGCUACUCCUGUCAUGCGUGGUUCACGUCCACAGUUUCAGUUUACUUCUCAGUAUCUUGUACAAGUCGACGAUUUCUUUCUGCAUUUCCUUCAAAAGGUUUGUCCGUUAUGCCGUUGUGUGUGGUGUACAAAUCGCUCUACCGUUCUGUCUUGCUUCGUCUACAGUUCGUCAGGACGWYCAAUAUGAAUAUUGACUUGUUUUGUAUUKUCAGGUACUSUGGCGCCCUGUGAAGGUCAAGACGUUGGUGUGUUAGAGUACUGGGUUAGACUACGAGUACCGAUGGACCAAGCAAUAAGACUUUUUAGGGAACGCACCAAAGCCCUUGGGUACAUGAACGCUACAUCUUAUUCAGCCCUAGAGGAUGCAGGCCACCCACAAAAAGCCCCCUCUGACGUCAACGAGCUUGAUAUUCACGUGAUCAGAUGUUCCUCCUUGAAACCAAGAAGAGAAGGMAUUCAGCCAAGUCCUUAUUGUGUAUAUAAAUUUUACGAUUUUGCUGACCACGAUACCAACAUARUCCACAACUCCAACGAGCCGGUCUUCAAUGAUGUCAAGACGUUUCCAGUACCCAUGACCGAGGAACUCGACACUUACCUUAGAACAUCGAUGCUUUCAGUGUAUGUGUUUGACGAUGCAGACAGUGAGAUGACGCAGUACCUGGGUGUGGCCAAGGUGUCGUUAAUCUCAUUAGCAAACGAUAAACCUAUCAAGGGGACUUUUGAGCUACGUAAGCCUUCARGGGAAGUGAAUGGUUCAAUAGAUGUCUGGUUCAAGUGGCGAUACACGUAUCUACCUGCUAGUGCCAAACCUCCUGCAGCCAAACAGCGAUUAAUGGCAGUACCAAAAGACGAAGAUGAGCAUCAGAUGGUUAUCCAGGAUAGUUUAGGUCAAUUACAGCCACCAGAUGACACAUCUACACCUAAACAAGUCCACUCAGACGUUGCUUUAAAACCCAGUGAAGAGACAAGAAAACCAAUGCCUGUCAAGAGAAAGAAAGAAACAAAAGAGGAGAAAAUCACUGAAAAACCUCCCAGACCACAGCCGCAAAAGUCAUUCGAAGAAAUGUCUCUUGACGAGCUGGAACAAGAAGCUAAACCCAAACCAGUCCCUCGCCGCAGAACAUCAUCAUUUACCAUCGAACCAAAAGAACUAGACAAACCCAUUGAAGAGAUGAAUAUCGAUGAAAUGGUCGCCGCGGCGGCAAGUGAACCUGUUGAUAAAGCUGAAGURCAGCAUGAAUUUGAUGAAGAUUCUGAAGACUCUGAAGUUGAGGAGGAAAUUAACGAAGAAAUGGAGGAAGAUGAGAGCGACGAAACAGCGCAGGUUGCUGAGGAAAUGCGUCGAACAGCUGAACGAGACAAUGGCGAUACYUUUUUUGGUGAUACAACAUUCGAAGAACAGCAAUCUGAUGAAAGAGACUCGAGUUUAGGUGACGAAGUGGACAUUCCUCUCCCUGUAAGAAAAGUUGACCAGGAGCAAGGUUACCAAUCAGAGACAAGUGGUAGCGAAGCUGGUCUUGUUGUAGCACCUUCACCGUCUAGAGCAGCAUCAGCCAUAGCAGCAAAUUCUCAAGCUAUAACAAUCCAGAUAACAAGUCUAACAUUGGAAGACAAUUCUCCUAUUCUCACCAACCAAGCAAUACAGCAACUAUUUAUCAGCUACAGAUUCCUUGACUGCGACCCUGCUGAACUAGAAACACCCAUGUCUCUACAGAAACCCAAAGCWCCUCACAGACCUAUUUAUUAUAAUUUUAAAAAAGUUUUUCAUGUCGAUGGUGACACGAAUCCUGUGAAAAGAAACUAUUURAAGUACAUGUUAACGGCUGAAAGCCCUACGGAAGGAAGGAUUAUAUUUACUGUUGUGAGUGAACCCGCUGACCCUGAUGAAGGAGACUGCAUGGAUGUCGCAUACGCRUCUGUCGACCUGCUAGAGAUUCUUCAAACUGGAAAAGAUUUCAUAGACCAAGACAUAAAUCUCACCAGUCUCACGAAUGAAGACCAGUCCGACGUUGGCAGCUUAACAGUGACCGUUGAAGCUUUCGAAGCUUUACGAAGUCUCUAUGACGACGAGGAUUAGACUUUAGACCAUGUACAUACACGACAGCUUGUAUAUAGAAAUUAUUUAUAAAACACAUCUAGUUGCUUUAACUGUGUUAUAAAAACUAAAAAAUGUACAUAACGGUUACUGAUAUACGGCAGCACKCCCAUUGUACAGCGGUCUUACCAUGAACUCGGGCGUUAAGACACUUUUAGUGUUAAAAAGACGUGAGUCACAUCACAACAUUUAUUUUUAAAUAAGCAAAAAUAAACAUACAUAUAGUUGAAUCCUGAUUUAAAAUGUUAUGCAAGAUAAUACUUUAGACGGAUAGUUUUGGGUUUGUGCCUUCACAAUAUUAUCGCGAUAUUAUGUUCUUGUUAUGUUACAUCAUUUGUCUUCAAUGGACAGAAAAUUAGUAUAAAAAGUAUGAUGAAUUAAUCAUAGUWAGGUUGUUGGUAUAGAUCGAUGAUGGUUAGCCUGUGCGAUAGUUAUGAWUAUCGAGGUUUUGGUAUCCCUGUGCUUUUCUACGUGCAAUGAUGACUGYAACCAUAACGACAACAAACACUGCAGCRAURACUACACCAGCAAUGAGACCCACCGAGCUACCACUAGACGACUUGUCAUCGAUUGUCUUUUUGUCCUGUAAAAUAACAUUGGCAUUAAUAAACUUUAUAUAUCUCUC